GCCGCCAACGCCGCUGCCGCCGCCGGCUUGAUGCAGUAGCGGGGCCCGGGAGUCGCCGGGGGCCGCCGCGGGGCAGGGGGUGCCGCAGCCGGGCUUCGCUCCGCGCCCCCCGCCCGGGAGGGGCGCCGCGCCUGUCCCCCUCCUCCCCCUCCCCAACCCCCCCUUUCCAGGAGCCCCCCUCUCUCCUCGCCCACCUCCGCCGGGAGCGAGCGCCGCGGCUGUGCGGAAAAGCCAUGGGAGGCAAGACCUCGGCACCUGUUCAGCUGAAAUCAAGGGCUUACAGUAUACUGGGCACUCUGGCUUGGUGAUAGGAGCGAGCAAAAGGAAGGAGAAACAAGCAAGAAAAAGUGAGAGAGGAUUGGAGCGACUGCCGCUGCCGGGAAAAAAAAAAUAAAAACCCAAGGAAGAUAACUGGGAAGGAAAAGGAUUUUCAUGGCGCAGGCUGCAGAGCUAAGCAAGAAGACUGAAGGUUGCAUCUCUGCUCUUACAGUCUCUAACUGUCUAGGUCCAGAUAAUGAGAGAUUGUGUUGAGGAUGCUGCUGCUGCUCCCCUGUUCACUGUGGAAGCCAUCUCCAAAUUAGCCAUUACAUAUGGAAACUGGAGACCAGAAUUUUAGAAAAAGGGAUUAAGGCGUCUCAUUUUGGGGGGGGUUCUCUCUUUAUUUGUUUGUUUUUUCUUGGUUCUUUUCUCUCUUCUUUUUUUCUUUUUCCUUUUUUCUUUUUUUAUAUUUCAACCAGAACGUUUCCGAUUUAAAAGGCAAGCCUCUUCCCGUGUGGUCUUUCUAAUUUACACUCUUUUCCGUGGGCUUUCUUACCUCCCUUUUUUGAUAUCUAUCUCUCUCUCUAUACCCAUUAUAUUAUUAGUCGGAAUUAUUAUUCUUUUAUUUUAUUAAACACACACACCCCAAGAAUCAGAAGGCGGUUGGGUAUUUAUAUAAUGAAGAAUUAUGGGGCUCUUUGACAGAGGUGUUCAGAUGCUUUUAACCACCGUUGGUGCUUUCGCUGCCUUCAGCCUGAUGACCAUAGCUGUGGGGACCGACUACUGGCUUUACUCCAGAGGGGUUUGCAAGACUAAAACUGUCAGUGAGAACGAAACCAGCAAAAAGAACGAGGAAGUCAUGACCCAUUCUGGAUUAUGGAGAACCUGCUGCCUAGAAGGGAAUUUUAAAGGUCUGUGUAAGCAAAUCGAUCACUUCCCUGAGGAUGCAGAUUAUGAAGCCGAUACAGCAGAAUAUUUCCUCCGGGCUGUUAGAGCCUCUAGUAUUUUCCCGAUCCUGAGUGUGAUUCUGCUUUUCAUGGGUGGACUCUGCAUUGCAGCCAGCGAGUUCUACAAAACCCGACACAACAUCAUCCUUAGUGCCGGCAUCUUCUUCGUGUCUGCAGGUCUGAGUAAUAUAAUUGGCAUCAUUGUAUACAUAUCAGCCAACGCUGGAGACCCCUCCAAGAGUGACUCCAAGAAGAACAGCUACUCCUAUGGCUGGUCCUUCUAUUUCGGGGCCCUGUCCUUCAUUAUAGCCGAGAUGGUGGGAGUGCUGGCUGUCCACAUGUUCAUAGACCGGCACAAACAGCUGCGUGCCAACGCUCGUGCCACGGACUACCUCCAGUCCUCCGCCAUCACCCGCAUCCCCAGCUACCGGUACCGCUAUCAGAGACGCAGUCGCUCCAGCUCCCGCUCCACCGAGCCUUCACACUCCAGGGAUGCCUCUCCCGUCGGGAUCAAAGGGUUCAACACCCUGCCAUCAACAGAGAUCUCGAUGUACACCCUGACCAGGGACCCGCUGAAGGCAACCACCACCCCCACCGCCACCUACAACUCCGACAGGGAUAACAGUUUCCUCCAGGUUCACAACUGUAUCCAGAAAGAGAACAAGGACUCUAUCCACACCAACACAGCCAACCGCCGGACCACCCCGGUAUGAAGCCGUCGCCAGGAGCUGAAAAUGGGGCAGGAACGGGCAGGAGGAGAUGGG
This is a messenger RNA of Vidua macroura (Pin-tailed whydah), 1969 nucleotides long. RefSeq names its product calcium voltage-gated channel auxiliary subunit gamma 2 (gene CACNG2). The coding region runs from base 947 to 1918 and encodes 323 amino acids. Gene Ontology annotation, cellular component: postsynaptic density membrane; AMPA glutamate receptor complex; voltage-gated calcium channel complex. Gene Ontology annotation, molecular function: voltage-gated calcium channel activity; channel regulator activity. The record is from RefSeq and is a predicted model, not a curated record. Lineage: Eukaryota; Metazoa; Chordata; Aves; Passeriformes; Viduidae. The transcript is spliced from 4 exons. Gene Ontology annotation, biological process: calcium ion transmembrane transport; neurotransmitter receptor internalization; positive regulation of synaptic transmission, glutamatergic.